Scylla paramamosain (green mud crab) is the source of this 5429-nucleotide messenger RNA. RefSeq names its product cyclin-dependent kinase-like 3. The transcript has 9 exons. Lineage: Eukaryota; Metazoa; Arthropoda; Malacostraca; Decapoda; Portunidae. Gene Ontology annotation, cellular component: nucleus. Gene Ontology annotation, molecular function: protein serine/threonine kinase activity; ATP binding. Bases 1272 to 3530 code for a protein of 752 amino acids. The record is from RefSeq and is a predicted model, not a curated record. Gene Ontology annotation, biological process: protein phosphorylation.
CUUCAUCGAGGUGAAUAUGUGAGUCGUCACAUUCCCCCCGUGUGGCAGCCUCGGGGAGGCGUGGGGGCGGGGGGACGGCAAGAUAAAGGCAGUGUUGUGGGCGGCGACAGGCAGACCCGCAUGGACUGCCGCGUCCCUCCCCUGCCCGCCAGUCGCUCGCUCACCUGGCGGAGGCAGGUACUCACACUCAAUUUCCGCCUCAGUUUACUCGUCGUCCACCCAACUUCCUGCCCUUCCUGCCUCCUCAGCCCCGUGCCAUGAUACCCGACGCCUCGCCGCCUCUAGGGUGACGAGUGUGCAGCACUGAGGCAGCAGGAAGCACUCGUGUGUCGAUGUGUUGCCGAAUGGUGUGCAGCAUGACCCAUCGCCUCGUGUUCACGUCAGGAAAACGUUACAACUUCCCCUCUGUGUGACGCACGAUAACAUUCACCUCACCCAAGACCAUGACAAACGAGUGAGAAACCAAAUCGUCGCAUCCUCAUCGUGAAAGCGCAGAAGGGCAAGAUACGCAUGUCGGUGUGUGGUGUUGCUACAAACAGUACCUGGGGUGAGGGAGCGUCGUGAAGCAGUGAUCCAGGGUGACAGGUGUGAGCUACGGAAAGUGACACCUGCCUCACUCUGACGCACACUGGCGUACACAAACACACAUACUGUUUAUAGAAUCUCCACUUUCACUUCAAAGACAGAAAACCGGUGACUUACAAGCGAUCCGGUCUUAAUAUUUCGUCUCGUUAGGUAUAAACAUGUACUCAUUAUUUUUCGUCAGUGAUUAAUGAACACACGAAUAGUGUUACAACAAAUCCAUAAUUUAUAAACCUACUGUAACCUCCCCUGCCAUAACAUAACAGUUCAACCCACCAAUGAACAUCGAGCCGUGAAAAACGUGAGAAAGACUGCCAUUUAAACUCUAACCGCUAAUGUAAUGUUGACCACGCAGGGGAUUCUAAGAGAGGUGACGGGCGGCGCUAUUUCCCUCUGAAACAACAAAUCUGGGACAAAGAAAACCAAAGCUCGUGGAUAAUUCAGCAGUUCGAUAGCGUGACGCACCCGGUAACGACACCACCACCACCACCACCACAACUACCACCACCACCACCACUACAGCCGCAACCAUCUGGAACUCUACGCCAAGAACCUCUUACUCUCUCUUACUCACUCAUUCACUCUCUCUCUCUGGCACGGGAACUUUGAGCCGAGGCAUGAGGGGAUGAGAUGAGGAGCAGGGACGCGCCUCACAACUUCCUACUGAUUAGAUAAGAAGAUAAUAAAGGAUGGAGCGGUACGAGAGCCUGGGCGUGGUGGGUGAGGGCUCCUAUGGCCUUGUCCUACGCUGCCGUCACAAGGAGUCCGGACAGACAGUAGCAGUGAAGAAGUUCCUUGAAAGCGAAGAUGACCCCACGGUGAAGAAAAUAGCGCUGAGGGAGGUGCGGAUGCUGAAGAAACUCCGCCACGAGAACCUGGUGAACCUGAUCGAGUUUUUCCGCCGUAAGCGUCGCCUGUACCUGGUGUUCGAGUACGUGGACCACACCAUCCUGGACGAGCUGGAGGCGUCGGACGGCGGGCUGGACGAGGAGACAGCCCGGGCACACAUCUUCCAAGUGCUGCGUGGCAUUGCCUUCUGCCACCAAAACCAGAUCAUCCACCGGGACAUCAAGCCGGAGAACGUGCUGGUGAGCCGCCAGGGCGUGGUCAAGCUGUGUGACUUCGGAUUUGCGCGGCUGCUGGCGGGACCCGGGGAGUCCUGCACCGACUACGUGGCCACCCGCUGGUACCGCGCCCCCGAGCUGCUCGUGGGGGACACCAAGUAUGGCAGGGAGGUGGACGUGUGGGCGUCGGGUUGCCUGCUGUCCGAGAUGCUGACGGGGGAGCCGCUCUUCCCCGGCGAGUCCGACAUCGACCAGCUCUUCCACAUCAUCCAGACCCUAGGCGAGCUGAGCAUGUCUCACCGCCACCUGGUGGAGAGGAACCCCAUGCUGGCGGGUCUAAGACUCCCAGAAGCGGCCUCCACGCCCCUGUCCUCCUCCUUCCCGUCCUGGUCCCCGCGCGCCCACGCCUUCGUCUCCGUGUGUCUGUGCCUGGAACCCUCGGCGCGCCCCUCCGCUCAAGACCUGCUGAAUCACGACUUCUUCAUGCACGACUGCUUCCCAGAGACCUUCCUGCCCAUCCUGAAGCAGCGCGUGCAGCAAGAGUUCAGCAACAACUUCCUGCUGAGCCUGCCGGGGCGACGGAUCCCCAGCACGGCGGACAGGAAGGGCCGGGCCAGGAAGAUUCCGGGAGGCACCAGCCCUGAGAGUGUCUACGGCAGGAGCAUCGCCAGGCCUCAGCCCCACCCGCCGCCCCCCGCAAGGAGUGACAACCCCGUCAGGUCGUCGCCGAUGAAGCAGUGCCAGCCGGGCACUCCUGAUGGACAGUCGGGGUUCGCGAGCCGCCCCGUGGUGUCUUUUGCACCUCUCACGCCCUCACACGUCAGGGGCGGACCCUCAGGAGUAGCUGCGGGCACUUUCAACAAUAACAACAACUACAGCAACAUGAACAACAACAACAACAGCUACAACAAUGGGGAGGACGCGUCGCACCCUGCCACCACCACCACCACCUCCACCACCUCCUCCAGACUCAUCCCGCCCCUGCGAGACCACAGUACCGUCACCUUCUCUCCCACCACCACCACCGCCCCCUCCACCAUGAAUACCUACAAUAACAACAACAGCAGCACCCACAACAACAACAACACCAUCGCCCUCACGCUGCACAUCACGGGCACCACCAACACGUCCUCUCCGUCACGCACCAGAGUCGUGGAAAAGAGCCGCAAAUCCCCAGCCAGUCUGUGGGGCGCCCCUCUCAAGCCACGGGGGCACGGGUUGUGCAUCCAGGGGCAGGGACAGGCGCACUGGGAUGACGACGACCACUUGAUAUCAGACGGACCUUCCUCCUUCCUCUCCAGCGGCCGCUACCACACAGACCACAGCCGCUCCUCAGACGCGCCACGCCCCAUUGACGCCAGCCGCCACCCUUACACCAUCAGUCUGGACCGCACGAAGGAGCUGGUGGCCCGGGACUCCUCCAGCCUGAGGGACGCUGCGGCUAGGGACGGAUUCGGGAGGGAGUUUGCGAGAGACCCUCUGAGGGAGAUCAAGGACAACCCGAGGGAGAGGGAGAGGAGACCCAAGCUGGAAAUUACUGGCUGGGCGCGGCCAAGACUUCUUAACAAUGACCUGUCGCUGCCUAACGUGCCUGGAGUUUCCUCCCCGUUAGUGAACAGCGGCCAGAUCAGCCCCAAAAAGUACACGAUGGAGGGUGGGGUGGGCAAGCGGUCUCGUCGGGGCGGCCUCACCAUGCCCGCCCUCAGCUCGGUGCAGCGCGGCUCGCCCAACUCCCUCAGCCGCUCGGUGGGUGGGGCGGCGCGGCAGGAGGCGCUGGAGGGAGAGGAGUGGAGGAGCGGUGAUGUAGUGAGGGAGGAGUGGAGAAGCGGGGAGGUAGUGAGGGAGGAGUGGCUGCCGGGAGGGGAUGAUGAGGAAGGAGAGUGAGGGAUAGAAUGUUUAAUACCAAGAAUAUUCAUUACCAAAAGUAUCUGUAAUUUUCAAUUCCUGCCCCACAGACAAUACUUGUGUUUUGCUAGCCCCUUCAGUCAGUCAGGUUUGUUGGCAACAACAUGUGUGGCGCUAAGGCUCAAUUGGCAUAGGGCGGGAGAGGUACUGGUUGUGAGAAAUGCUUGGACCAAACACCCAAACUAGAUCUUAUACCAAUCCCUCUCUCUCUCUCUCUCUCUCUCCCUCUCCCGCAGGUUGACUCCACCCCUCCCUCCUCUCCCCUCGCCAACCUGCCGUACGUGUGACACUUGGCCAGCCGUCAGGAUCCGGCGCGUGGCAACUAUUAAGGGAAAGGACGAAGAAUAAGGAAGAGGUUGGACUUGUGAAGAGAAACUUUUCCUUCCGUUUAUUUCCCGAAGAUCCUGAUGCUUGAGUGACUCCUAUUUCAGUCGCGUCGCUCAGAGAGGUGAAAGAGAUCUCUUAGUAAUUACAAAAAGAAAGGACACUGAUACAUUAUAAGUGAAGAGCAAAGCAAAGGAAGACGCGGCUCUGUAGUCCCUUCAAACGCGAGUCAGUCAGGUUGUGCUGAAGCGUGAGGUGUUGCAGAAACACAAUGCAAGAACAAAUGAUGGACACAACACUUCUUUGAAACAUUCUGAAGCAUGUGAAGCGUCUGGUGAGGAAGAGAAACCCUGGCAAUGCGGUUUUUUUUUUUUUUGGGUGUGAUUGCGGACAGGCGGCGGUAAAUGAAGUGGUCCGAGCGGUGGCGAGACGAGAGGUGAGCAUUGCUGUCUCCCUGACUACGUUGACAUCAGUCGUGUUUUGCUUCGCUGACUAGCAGACAAACAGUUAACAUUUGUGAGCUAACGAUAAUCACCACCGCGUAACAACAGCUCUGCGCCAGUACUUUGCUUUUGCUGUCAUGCGUCCCCCAGUUGCCCCCCCAGUGAGCCGCACGGUGAUAAGGUAAAAAAAAUAAAUAAAUGAAUAAAUAAACUCUGGGAGUGUCCGAGCUUCAUCUAGGUUCCGCAUCGAUCGCUUUCGAUCAUAAUCGAAACAAAUAUAAAAGCAAAUUUUACCACUGACGACCACGUACACUAGAACUAUACUGGAGGUACACUGCUCCUUACUGAACACGAACCUUGUGCACUGGUUGCCUCGAGCAUGUGCAGCGACUCAAGGUACGGAAAGACACUGAUUCCCUCACUGACCUCCCUUGGCAUCUGUCACUGAGAUGAAGACAGGCGUGAUGUGUAAUAAUAACAAUACAAACUAGUCCAGCCCAUAGAUUAAUUGAAUGUUCCGAGGGCAGUGUGCCUCCGGGGACGGUAGCCCAAGGUUUUCUUCUUAACACCAGAUUGCCCAUUUGUACCCAUGUGUGAUUGCAAUGUGUGUCAUCUCACUUACACUAUUUGAGUCCGUCCAGGAUACAGAUUCCAUCCGUCUCGGUGGCGCAGCGCCGCUGGUCCGCAGUACAAACUUUUGAGCAAGUGGUCCCAAGACUCCCCGUGGACGUCUCGGCGACUCCAAGUCACUGCGUCACCGCCCGUCCAUCAUUCCUGAUACGUACCAGUCCCUCCACACGCCAGACCACCAAUCAAAACUCGCGUCUCCAGUGCCUGGCUUCCCGACCGCCUCGUAUUCCCGUGAGUCGGCGAGGCAGACGCGCGUCCUCCCUCACGCCAUAAACAGCACGGCGAAGCGAAACUAAGUUAGUUGAAGCUUCGAAGAGGAGUGCAAAACACAUAUUCAUCAUGCAACUUUUUAUGGCUGAAAUUUCCCCACCUGUGAACAUAACAGUAAUUUUUAAAAUUUCCUGUACAGCAAACUGCUUUUAGUUUUAUAUGGUGAUGAGUGUAUCAUGUGAUAAUGUCAAAUUACCCUAUAAUUGUAAGA